This is a messenger RNA of Poecilia reticulata (guppy), 1058 nucleotides long. It is a transcript of the gene arpc4, whose product is annotated as actin related protein 2/3 complex, subunit 4. The record is from RefSeq and is a predicted model, not a curated record. Lineage: Eukaryota; Metazoa; Chordata; Actinopteri; Cyprinodontiformes; Poeciliidae. Gene Ontology annotation, cellular component: actin cytoskeleton; Arp2/3 protein complex. Gene Ontology annotation, molecular function: actin filament binding. Gene Ontology annotation, biological process: Arp2/3 complex-mediated actin nucleation; actin filament polymerization.
UGGGCACUUCCGGUGUGUUCGCGGAAAACGCAACAGUAGCUACUUCCGCGUUUAGCUCCCUCUGCUGAAACUGAGAAAUGACGGCCACUCUGCGUCCGUAUCUCAACGCGGUGCGUGCCACGCUGCAGGCCGCUCUUUGCCUGGAGAACUUCUCCUCUCAGGUGGUGGAAAGGCACAACAAACCAGAGGUGGAAGUCAGGAGCAGCAAAGAGUUGCUCCUCCAACCUGUAAUCAUUAGCCGUAACGACAAGGAGAAGGUUCUGAUCGAGGGCUCCAUCAACUCUGUCAGAGUGAGCAUCGCCGUGAAGCAGGCAGAUGAGAUCGAGAAGAUUCUGUGCCAUAAGUUCAUGCGUUUCAUGAUGAUGAGAGCGGAAAACUUCUUCAUCCUGAGGAGGAAACCAGUCGAGGGAUACGACAUCUCUUUCCUCAUCACCAACUUUCACACCGAGCAGAUGUACAAGCACAAACUAGUGGACUUUGUUAUUCAUUUUAUGGAAGAAAUCGACAAGGAAAUCAGUGAAAUGAAGCUGUCCGUCAACGCCAGGGCUCGCAUCGUCGCGGAGGAGUUCCUCAAAAACUUCUGAAAGCGAGAGAAGACCUAAGAACACAUUCCUUUUGCAAUAUUGGCCGUCACUGUGGAGCCGACUCACGGCAGGGCAGACCUUCGCUGGCGUUUUCCGCCAAGAGGGGAAAAGAAGAUGAAGAAGCGCAGUGAGGCUGUGAGGGCCAAUGGGGCUCUUCCCUUUAACCUGAAACUCGUCCUGUGCUCAAAUUAUUGACGUUUGUUUAUAAAAUAUUCCCACCACACCUUCAUUUCUUGCCGUGAAAGGUCAACACAGCCUCUAUAGUAUUGAGCACAGGAUGAAACAGAUUUUUUUUAAAGAUAAUUUAAAUGUUUUUAAGUAUAUUUACAGAUAUAUAUUAUAUGCACUUAAAUUUCAUUUUGUUUUGUUACCACAAACAUUGAACCAUGAGGGCAAUCAGUUAAAUGUUUUAUUUCACACGCAAACAGAUGAAACAAAUUUACACAUCUGGCAAUUAAUAAAAAUAAAAAUGAA